GGCCAUACCUAGUAAAAGAAGAAGAAGCAGACCAAAUUGUAGUUGUAUAUUUUAGAGCUAGCAAAACUGUGAAUUUUGGCCAAUAAAUAUCAAAUUGUAAUGUGCCAGAUACAAUCGCCGAUCCGUGCAGUAGCGUUAGUGUCGUAAGAGUGCGAAAAUCAAGUCGCGUUCGCGUGAACUAUGACCCCUUUUGGCCACCGUAGCAACGGUGCCACUGCAUUUUAGCGAAAGGAAACACUAAAUGCCCAUUAAAAAGCGCACGCGCGCAUAAAAUGCACUAUUAAAGGCCCGAGAACUUAAAGUUUUUCAUUGCAAACAGCUGGGAGCAGCGAUACAGUAUCACAAGUUGCAUUGGCUGAAGCGAAAUUACAUAAAUUGAGCCAACCAAGCGCCAUGCGAGCCUCCAUUCCGCCCGGCAUUCGGGUGGUUCGCGGACCCAAUUGGAUCUGGUCAAAUCAAGACGACGGAGAAGGUCACGUUGGAACGGUUUGCGAAAUCGGACGUUGCGGAUCGACACACUCGCCGGAAAACACUGUCGUGGUCAACUGGGAUUCCGGACACAGGACAAACUACCGUGUGGGCUACCAGAACCAGUACGACUUGAUUAUUGUAGAUAAUGCUCAAGUUGGAGUUCGUCACUCGAAUGUCGUCUGCGAUGGCUGCUCCAAGGCGGGCAUUGCCGGCAUAGUAUUUAAGUGCGCCCAGUGUGCCAACUACCAUCUGUGCGCCUACUGCUACGCAGAGGAACUGCACGACUUGGAGCACCCGUUCGUGCGGUACACCACGCCCAAUUCCCUCGGCGUUCGAGUGCCAACGAGAAAAGGCUCCAAGCGGAUUCAGCUGCGCGGCAUUUUCGUGGGUGCCAAGGUGGUGCGAGGUCCUGAUUGGGAGUGGAACGAACAGGACGGCGGCGAGGGCAAGACGGGGCGGGUUAUGGAAAUCCGGGGCUGGGACAACGAAUCGUGUCGCAGCGUAGCAAACGUAUCGUGGGUAACCGGAUCGACGAACGUCUACCGUCUUGGUCACAAGGGCAACGUGGAUCUUAAGUACAUAACGGCUACGUGUGGCGGUCACUACUACAAGGAUCAUAUGCCAGUGUUGGGGCAGCCGGAGGAGUUGCAACCGGUGGCACCGAUGGUGAAGCCAAGCUUUUCCGUCGGCGACCGCGUCAAGGUUUGCCUAGAGGUCGAUGCCCUGAUGAAGUUGCAGCAGGGCCAUGGAGGAUGGAAUCCGCGCAUGGUCGAGCAUUUAUCCAAACUGGGCACCGUGCAUCGCAUUACGGACAAGGGCGAUAUACGUGUCCAGUAUGAAAACUGCCCCAAUCGAUGGACCUUUCAUCCCGCCGCUCUCGUAAAGGUUGUCUCUUUUCGUGUCGGUGAUCUGGUCACCAUUAUCAACGAUGCCAACAAAGUGCAGCAGCUUCAGAAGGGCCACGGCGAAUGGAUUGAAAUUAUGCGAUAUGCCCUCGGCAAAAUUUGCAAGGUGGUAAAGGUGUACUCCGACGGAGACCUGCGCAUCCAGCAGCUGGACGACGGCUUCGAGUGGACGCUGAAUCCGAAGUGUGUCAAACUGGAACGUUCGCCGCUGGCUACGGCAGCUGAGCGCUCGAACAGCAUGAUGGACCUGAGCCAUCGGCGGGCGGAUCACGUAAUGACGCCGCUUUCAGGACUGUCGGGCAGUUCGGUAGCCGACAAGCUGGUGCGCGAGGCCGCCCAGGGCCAUUUGGACUUUGUGCGCCAGUACCUGGACGUGAAUCCCGGCCAAGUGGACGUGAUGAGUGGCGGCAAGGCUUGCAUUCAGGUUGCCUCGCAUCAGGGCUAUGUUGACCUGGUCAGCUACCUCAUCUCCAAGGGUGCCAAUGUUAACGCGGUCGACAAGGAGGGCGAUUCCGCUCUGCAUUACGCAGCCUUCGGCAAUCAGCCGGCCACCAUGCGUGUGCUUCUGCAGCACGGCGCCGAAGUGAACUUUCUCAACUCUAGCCACUGCUCCGCACUGCACAUCUGCGCGCACAAGAAAACACCGCACUGCGUUCGCGAGUUGCUGCAGCACAAUGCCAACGUGAAUAUCCAGGAUUCGUACGGUGAUACGGCGCUGCACGACGCCAUCGGCAAGGAGAACACCGAGGUGGUGGAGUUGCUUUGCAAUGCUCCCAAUCUGGACUUUACGGUUAAGAAUAAUCGUGGCUUCAACGUGCUCCAUCAUGCUGCGCUCAAGGGCAACGUGGUGGCUGCCCGCCGCAUUUUGCUGCUCUCCCGCCAGCUGGUCAAUGUGCGCAAGGACGACGGUUUUGCAGCCCUACACUUGGCGGCUCUUAACGGACACGCCCAGGUGGUGGAAACGCUGGUCACCGAGGGCCAAGCGGAGCUAGAUAUACGCAACAAUCGUCGACAGACGCCGUUUCUACUGGCCGUCUCUCAGGGACAUGCCGGCGUAAUCGAGCGACUCGUGCGACUAUCCUGCGACGUUAAUGCCAAGGACGAGGAUGGAGACAAUGCCAUGCACCUGUGCGUAAUUAAAAAGUCGAAUCUACAGUCAGCCGCUGAACCGCACCCAGAGGAGGCACCCGAGAUCCACAAGUUCUACCUGAGUCUAGUGCAGACGAGUGUGCGGCCCGAGGAUCGACUCAUGUACAGCAUUCUAAUCUAUCUUUCACGGGCCGGCUGCCGAGUAGAACUGAACAAUGCCAAUGCGAGUAUUUUCGAAUGGAUUACUGACCGCAACAUCAGACAGUUGAUCUUUGGGCAGCAGGGCGAAGCGGAGGCGCUCCCCAGGAACCUCCAAGCUCUGGAAAUGUCACCGCCGGCUGCCUCUGGCGAAGAAGCGCCCGCUGUUGCUGGAGCCGAAUCAAAUGGAGCUGCACCCGCGAGCGUGGCGGCACCAGUACCACCGCAGCGCCAGCAACUAGAUCUAAUGCCAAAGCCAAACGAAAUACCAUCCGCAUCAGCAGCGCCAUCCACGCCAUCAGCCUCACCGGGCGUUAAGAAACUCAACUCGGAUGCCGUGCAGCAGAACGUCUCGCCGCAGGUGGCGCCUCGCAAGAAGGCACCCAAGCCGCCAGUGACCUCCACUUCGAGCAGCCCGGCGUUGGAAGCCGGGGCGGCGGCGGCUGCGGGUCCCAGUGCUAGUCCGGUGAUCGUGUCCGGUCCUCAAGAGUGCAUUGUGUGCAAUGAGAUCCUGCAGCUGGUGAGGUUUGAGCCAUGUCAGCACCAGAUCGCUUGUGAAGAAUGUGGCAUCAGAAUGAAAAAGUGUCUGCGCUGCGGUGUGCUUAUUGAAAGACGCCUGACUGUCAGCGGGCGGAUAGUGGCCCUGCCCACGUCCACGUCGUCACCCAGUGACCCCACUCGCCUGCCGUCCGGGGAUCUUCUGCGCUAUCUGGAGAACAAGGUGCAGGAGUUCGAGGAGUCGCACUUCUGUGGCAUCUGUAUGGAACGCAAGCGGGACGUGGCCUUCCUCUGUGGGCACGGAGCCUGCUCCCAUUGUGCCGAAACGUUGCGGACAUGCCACAUGUGUCGCAAGACAAUACUCAAGAAGAUUAACCUGUAUUGAGCGGAGGAAACGGAAACGAUAGCAGCAUCAGCAACAAUUCAACCAGCAACCAAAGUGGCUUGUAUAUAUUACAUACAAAAAAAAAACAAACACUAAAAACACACACACAUACCCACAUUGCCGUACCAUGUGCAACUCGAACUAAUUAUUUAUUGAUCACCGACGAAUUUUACGCGUUUUUUUUGUAACGGUUUAUUAACGGCAUCGUAUACAUAAACAAAUUAUUGUGCACCCUUCACGUGUCUAGUUAUUAGCCUCGUUUAACCGCGUCUGGUAACGAUAAAAAUAAAUAGGAAACAAACUAAAAGCGUAAAGAUAUUAAAUAGUCAUUAAAUUGCAAAUAUACAAAUAUCAAAUAAUUAAA
Messenger RNA from Drosophila ficusphila, 3910 nucleotides. RefSeq names its product E3 ubiquitin-protein ligase MIB2 (gene mib2). NCBI's taxonomy places the organism in Eukaryota, Metazoa, Arthropoda, Insecta, Diptera, Drosophilidae. The transcript has 6 exons. The coding region runs from base 394 to 3546 and encodes 1050 amino acids. Gene Ontology annotation, molecular function: zinc ion binding; protein binding; ubiquitin-protein transferase activity. The record is from RefSeq and is a predicted model, not a curated record. Gene Ontology annotation, cellular component: cytoplasm. Gene Ontology annotation, biological process: protein ubiquitination.